Molecule: messenger RNA, 654 nt
Organism: Enterospora canceri
Lineage: Eukaryota; Fungi; Microsporidia; Enterocytozoonidae
Source: the annotation of a GenBank genome assembly
AUGGAUCAGGAUAAAACGAAGCAAACUGGGACAAAUGAGACCCAGGGCGGAAGAAUGCCAUUCACCAAGGCCAGCACACACUUCACUAGCGCAGUUCAGAAGGCCACGAGCACUAGAGACAUUCUGCACAAUGAAAUCAUUCGCAAUAUGCGAGAAAGGCAUCAAAUUACUGAAAAACGUAGGCAAGUCAAAAAAGCAAGGGGACCAGUCAAGGCAAGAAAAGCAGCUGAUAAAAAUGUUUCAAUAAACAACGAGAAGAUGGCAACUGGACAUAAAACGGAGCAAAGAGGCAGAGAGUGGAACUGGAAUCCAAGUCCAUUUGCCCAUCCACGCUCCAUGAGCUCCCCAAGAAAUGGACAGGCGCAUAACAUAUUCAUAGAAGAACGCAGGCAGCUGCGUCAGACGAUCAUCAGACACAACUUCAGCCACCUGGCGCACCUUCUGAUUGACGAAAGGCGCUCUUUCUACGCCACGAACUCCCUGAUGAUUCGAGAGGACUACUGUCGAUGCACAGGCCAAGUUGUGAAGUAUUCUGCCCAGCAGAAUGGCCGUGAGACGAUGUUUGUUGAUAGGGAGAGAUGCAUAUGUCAAAUACUGAGGCAGCAGGCUGAGACAGAAAGGGCCCUCAAGAAGCAGGUCAGGAAGCUUGAAUAG